ACCUUCCCCCUGUCCCCAACCUUCCCCAACCUCCUCCAACCCUUGUCCCCAACCUUCCCCCUGUCCCCAACCUUCCCCAACCUCCUCCAACCCUUGUCCCCAACCUUCCCCCUGUCCCCAACCUUCCCCAACCUCCUCCAACCCUUGUCCCCAACCUUCCCCCUGUCCCCAACCUUCCCCAACCUCCUCCAACCCUUGUCCCCAACCUUCCCCCUGUCCCCAACCUUCCCCAACCUCCUCCAACCCUUGUCCCCAACCUUCCCCCUGUCCCCAACCUUCCCCAACCUCCUCCAACCCUUGUCCCCAACCUUCCCCCUGUCCCCAACCUUCCCCAACCUCGGGUCCCAGCCCCACCUCGACAUGGGGGAGCCGUGGGGCGGGAGGGACCCCCUGCUGGGACCUCCUGGACGUGCCAGUGGGGACCUGGGGGGUGACUUUGGGGUCCCCUACGAGGACCUUUGGGACAGCCAGGGAGACCUCAGCCGUGUGGCCUUUGGGGACCCCUCUGUGGGUGCUGAGGACCCCUUAGGUAGAGAUGACAUGGAUGUGGAGGUCAAGGGGCCUCUCUGA
Chaetura pelagica (chimney swift) is the source of this 570-nucleotide messenger RNA. Its product is annotated as DNA-directed RNA polymerase II subunit RPB1-like. The transcript has a single exon. The record is from RefSeq and is a predicted model, not a curated record. NCBI's taxonomy places the organism in Eukaryota, Metazoa, Chordata, Aves, Apodiformes, Apodidae. The annotation marks the transcript as partial.